AUGCGAAGACUUCCAACUGGGAGUUGCUCAUUUGGAAAAACAACUCAAACUAGCACAGAUUAUAGAGAAAGAAACCAAAGAGGAGAUGAAGUGUGUAACGACAAAAUGCAAACUUUGAAAUCAGGAAACGAAAAGCUGAAAGAAGAUCUUAAAAUGGCAAUGAACAAGAACCCUAACAACAAAGAAGUUUCAGAAGAUGAUGCUGAUAGAAAAACGUAUAAGCUCUGUCUUUUGGACAAAAUAUGCCAACUGGCAAAAGAGCUGAAAGUUUACGAACUGAAAGUUUACGAAGCUAAAAACGACGCUUUAGAAGCGGAAAGAAGUGUCAAAAAUAUUUACUAUAAGGUAGAUAACAACAACAUUAAACACAUCAACAACAACCACAUUGACAUCAACAACAUUGACAUCAACAACAAUCUGGAUCUAAACUGCGAACAUAACAUCAACAACAAUAACCUUAUCAUCAACAACAACAUCGACGACGACUGCAGGAACAUCCCCAACAAAAUCGACUAUAACAACAUCAAUGACAACAGCAUCAAUGGCAACAACAACCAACAAAUCCUAUUAGACGAACUGAAUUUCAUGCCUUACAAAUACGUCGAAUCCGACGAUGGAGACGUCAUAAUAAUUCAAGACUACGACAACUUGAAUGAUUUGAAAUUUGAAAAAGGAAAUAGAACAAAUGAGAAUUAUGAUGAGCAAACUGCAGCUAAAGAUUAUCAACCUGAUGGGAGGAUCGGAUGUCGACACGAAAGAAGAAUUGGACUAAUGUGGAGAUGGAUUGAUGACUGGCUGAAUGAAUGUUGUAGUGCAACAAUAGCAAACAGCUUGAUGGAACUGUGGCACAUACUCAAUCAUAAGGCUAAAAUGGAAGGGGCAAACGUUAGAAAACCAGCUUCUGAUGAAAGUAUGAUUGAAUACAUUUCACAAUUAGAAAAUGACUUGAUCAAUAGAUCAGAUGUAACACCUCUAAAUUUCACGCCUGAUAUUAGAGGUGGAGGAGCUGCCAGGAAAGCAGUUGAUUCUGCAAUCCAGAAAAUAAUAUGUUCAGCAAUUGCAACACAAUAA
Molecule: messenger RNA, 1071 nt
Organism: Helobdella robusta
Lineage: Eukaryota; Metazoa; Annelida; Clitellata; Rhynchobdellida; Glossiphoniidae
Exons: 4
Coding region: 1-1071 (356 amino acids)
Source: RefSeq, a predicted model, not a curated record